Messenger RNA from Leishmania major strain Friedlin, 1242 nucleotides. RefSeq names its product pseudouridylate synthase-like protein. Gene Ontology annotation, molecular function: pseudouridine synthase activity; RNA binding. Lineage: Eukaryota; Euglenozoa; Kinetoplastea; Trypanosomatida; Trypanosomatidae. The transcript has a single exon. Gene Ontology annotation, biological process: pseudouridine synthesis. The coding region runs from base 1 to 1242 and encodes 413 amino acids. The record is from RefSeq and is a predicted model, not a curated record.
AUGCGGCGCCUCUUUCUGCUGCUGGCAUGGCAGCCGUCCUUUGCCAAGCAUCUCUCGGAACUGGAGCCGGUGCCGCAGAGGGCGCCCGUAGAGAAGCGACGUAGACAACAUAUCCCGCUCUCUCUACAGGCACGCGAGGAGCUGUCCCGCAAGUCGAAUGAGCUGCAGUACCAUGUCGUCACGCAGGACUGGUUCGGCCAGCGCGUGGAUGACUUCGUUACGCAGCACCACCCGGAGUGGGACUACGAGACGGUGAAGCGGCUGGUGCAGCAGGGGCACAUCUACCGCUACCGGAAAAACGGAAAGAAGCGAUACACGCGGCUGACGGAUCGUCUGGAGUUCGAUGAGCUUGUCGUCGUGCCGACAGCGAGCUUCUGGGAACGCCAGCUGGCGCCGCCGAGUGGUGUGGAGCUGCAGAGCUCCUCGACCUCGCAGCAGCAGGAGCGGCGGCAGAAGUUUCACCUCUCCGCCAAGACGCGCGAGAUGGCGCAGGAGAUGGUGCUCUUCAAGAACGAACAUGUCAUCGUGAUCAACAAGCCGAGCGGCGUGCCGAUCAUGCCGACGCACGACCCUCUCGCCAUGAACAUCACAGACCUCCUUCCGGCGUGGCGGUACACCAACACGCAAACACCGGUCAUAUGCCACAACCUUGACACCGAGACGAGCGGGUGCGUGGUGCUAGCGCGCAGUGCGAACACGCACCGCAUGCUGGGCCGCAUGUUUGUGAAGCGCGUCGUACCGAACAGCGUGUACUGGGGUUUCGCGGUAGGAAAGCCGCCCGUGAAUUUCGGCCGCAUUCGCAUGCACUUCGAGGUUCAGAAGGGGCAGGGCGGCGAUGUCAUUGUUGCUCGCCCCACCCCCACCGCGGACUCCAAGGUAGGCAUCGCUGAGUUCGUUGUGAACGCCUCCGCGCUGGAGUUCGGCAGCUUCAUCUCCUUUUACCCCCUGACGACGCGGCGGCAUCAAGAGCGCAUUAUGGCCGCCCACGCGCUGCGAGCCCCGCUCCUUGGCGACGCGAAGUAUGGUGGCGAGAGCGCCUUCCCGCACUCCCUGUCACUCUUCUGGGACCCCGCUCGCAAAGACGUCCCACUGCACCUCCAUCACCGCAAGAUUCAGCUCCCCUACAAGAACGGCGCCGGCGAGUUUGUGUGCGUCACGGCGCCGCUGCCGCCGCACAUGGAGAAGACGUUCAAACGGUUGGGGUGGCCGGUCGACGCUGAUGACCCACUUAUCCCUGGUUGA